Humulus lupulus (European hop) is the source of this 369-nucleotide messenger RNA. RefSeq lists its product as uncharacterized. NCBI's taxonomy places the organism in Eukaryota, Viridiplantae, Streptophyta, Magnoliopsida, Rosales, Cannabaceae. The coding region runs from base 1 to 369 and encodes 122 amino acids. The record is from RefSeq and is a predicted model, not a curated record. The transcript has a single exon.
AUGGGACUGGAGGAGAAUCAGAUCCGACCCUCUACCAUGCCCAUUUUGGGAUUCAAUAGCCACAGAGUCUAUCCGAAGGGCGUCGUUCGAUUAACUGUGGUAGCUGCAGAACGCGCCCUGCCAGUAGACUUCCUCAUUAUAGACUCCACCACGAGCUACAACGCCAUCAUGGGGAGAGGUUGGAUCCACCGGAUGCAGGGGGUAGUAUCCACUCUACAUCAGGUGAUGCGGUGUCAAUCACUCAACGGCCGAUACACCGUCGACAUCAAAGGCUGCCAGAAGCAGGCCAAAAAGUGCUUCCUUACCUUAAAAGAAAUAAAUAGCUCUGUCUCUGCCUCUGCCUCCCAUGAAGACUCUCCUGACAAAUAG